Messenger RNA from Peromyscus eremicus (cactus mouse), 1471 nucleotides. It is a transcript of the gene Elovl1, whose product is annotated as ELOVL fatty acid elongase 1. NCBI's taxonomy places the organism in Eukaryota, Metazoa, Chordata, Mammalia, Rodentia, Cricetidae. The transcript is spliced from 8 exons. The coding region runs from base 137 to 976 and encodes 279 amino acids. Gene Ontology annotation, molecular function: fatty acid elongase activity. Gene Ontology annotation, biological process: fatty acid elongation, monounsaturated fatty acid; fatty acid elongation, saturated fatty acid; fatty acid elongation, polyunsaturated fatty acid. The record is from RefSeq and is a predicted model, not a curated record. Gene Ontology annotation, cellular component: endoplasmic reticulum; endoplasmic reticulum membrane.
CCCCCUCUGGUGACAGAAAGUCGGCCCAGCAGAUGAGGAAGUGGCCGGCAGGCGGCCCUGGGGACCUCUCUCCGGCCCUGAUCCCUCCGAACCCUCUACUGCUGCCCGCCUGGCUCCCACUGAGUCCUUAGCCAGGAUGGAGGCUGUCGUGAACUUGUACCAGGAAUUCCUGAAGCGUGCAGAUCCCCGGAUGCAGAACUACCCUCUGAUGGGGUCCCCCUUGCUAAUAACAUCCAUCCUUCUGACCUAUGUGUACUUCGUCCUCUCACUUGGGCCUCGAAUCAUGGCUAAUCGGAAGCCCUUCCAACUUCGUGGCUUCAUGAUUGUCUACAAUUUCGCACUGGUGAUACUCUCCCUCUACAUUGUCUAUGAGUUCCUAAUGUCUGGUUGGCUCAGUACCUACACCUGGCGCUGUGACCCUGUAGACUUUUCCAAUAGCCCCGAGGCACUUCGGAUGGUUCGAGUGGCCUGGCUCUUCAUGUUUUCCAAGGUUAUUGAGCUGAUGGACACAGUGAUAUUUAUUCUCCGCAAGAAAGAUGGGCAGGUGACCUUCCUACAUGUCUUCCAUCACUCCGUGCUUCCCUGGAGCUGGUGGUGGGGGAUAAAGAUUGCUCCAGGAGGAAUGGGCUCUUUCCAUGCCAUGGUAAAUUCCACUGUACAUGUUGUCAUGUACCUGUACUACGGAUUGUCUGCCCUUGGCCCUGUGGCUCAGCCCUACCUUUGGUGGAAAAAACAUAUGACAGCCAUUCAGCUGAUCCAGUUUGUCCUCGUCUCCCUUCACAUCAGCCAAUACUACUUCAUGCCCAGCUGCAAUUACCAGUACCCUCUCAUUAUCCACCUCAUCUGGAUGUAUGGCACCAUCUUCUUCGUGCUCUUCUCCAACUUCUGGUAUCACUCUUACACUAAGGGAAAGCGGCUGCCCCGUACAGUUCAGCAAAACGGAACUCCAGCUAUCACCAAGGUCAAGGCCAACUGAGAAGCAUGGCCUAGAUAUUGCCCACCUAAGUGCCUCAGGACUGCACCUUGGGCAGCAUCCACAAGUGUCCUCUCCACCUACACCUAUGACCAGGGCUCAUGUGGUCAGGACUGAGUAGGAGGACUGGCUCUCCCUUCCCCACAGCUGGUCUACAGGGACCACUGUUCCCAUCCCUUCUCCCAGCCAGCUCCAGGGAUGUGGCCCCACUGCUGUCUGCCACCAGAACUGGAGGCUGAAAGGGCUGGACACUUACUUCCCCCCUCCCUGCCUUAAACUUGGGAGAGGAACACUCAGGGCUGGCCCCCACCAGGGUCUUGUGGCCUUUCUCCUCACACUGAAGAGGUCAGCAAUAAUCUGUCACAGUUGGACUCAGGCUCCCUUUCUCACUCCCCACUGAAGCAUGAGCUUCUGGGCCAAAGGUCAGGAUGGGCAGCAGGCCUGGCAAUACAGGCUGUGUACUCAUUUGUGUCUUAAUUAAAGUGACAGAGGAAACCA